Dicrocoelium dendriticum is the source of this 1396-nucleotide messenger RNA. NCBI's taxonomy places the organism in Eukaryota, Metazoa, Platyhelminthes, Trematoda, Plagiorchiida, Dicrocoeliidae. The record is from the annotation of a GenBank genome assembly.
UUUGACUAUCUUUUGAACAUGGUCCGCUUAUCGACAAACCCAUUUGAAAACGUAAUUUUUAGAUUUUAUGAGAUCUUCAAAAACGGUGUCAUAUGUGAAAUCGCAUGCACCGCGCCUGCUCCUCACAAAGAUUUUCAUCACCUGCUAGUUACUACAAAAUCGUUCACUUUGCGUUCGUGGAAGAUUACACCAAGGAAUGAUGGGGCAAAGUAUCGGCCAACUGAACAAACUGUUUUGCGUGGAGACUUUUUACAUGAUGACCGAAUUCAAUCCGAAAUACUGCGUGUCCUUGGACCUGAAAUGCUGGACUACUGUCAAAAAAUUGGCCACUCCCCCGCACGACCUAAGUGUCCGGAUGGUUCUCCGCAAGUUUUACGUGUUCUCGGGGGGUAUGAGUUCGGCUAGUGCAGCGGCUGCUGGCCUUAUUACUUCACCGCUACGCACUGCUCACAUCAAAACUGCCGCAUCCUCAGCGGCCGCUGCAGUCUCCACUACCGGGUCGGAGCCUAAACCACGUUCGCCACCACCACCGCCUUCCCUGGUGAAGAUAGAGGUUUUUGUGGAUGGGAAGCCAGUUAUGUGUGACCCAAGAAUGACUGUGCUGCAAGCCUGUGCGGUCGCUGGUGUGCAGAUUCCCAGGUUUUGCUAUCAUGAACGUCUUUCCAUCGCUGGAAAUUGUCGAAUGUGCCUUGUUGAGAUUGAGAAAUCUCUUAAGCCGGUUGCAAGCUGUGCCAUGCGUGUGCUACGUGGUAUGAGCAUCAAGACAGACUCUCCAGCAACAAGGAAGGCUCGCGAAGGUGUUAUGGAAUUUCUUUUGGUUAAUCACCCCUUGGACUGCCCCAUCUGCGAUCAAGACGGCGAGUGCGAUUUGCAGGAUCAGUCGAUGAACUUCGGCUCUGACAGAUCGCGUUUUGUUGACGUGAUGUUUACCGGAAAACGAGCUGUUGAAGACAAAAACCUUGGUCCACUGAUCAAGACCAUAAUGAAUCGAUGCAUCCAUUGCACUCGUUGCGUAUGCUUUGCGAACGAGGUUGCUGGUGUUCCCGGACUCGGAACAACUGGCCGGGGGAACGAAUUGCAAAUUAGUACCUACAUCGAUCGACCCUUUCUCAGCGAGGUUUCUGGUAAGGUUAUCGAUCUUUGUCCAGUGGGCGCGCUUACUUCAAAGCCUUAUUCAUUCACCGCCAGACCUUGGGAAACACGCCGUAUCGAGUCCAUCGAUGUGAUGGAUGCCUUGGGUACUAACACUAUAAUUUCGAUGCGCACAAACGAGGUUCUCCGAAUUAUUCCUCGUUUGAACGAGCAUAUAAACGAAGAAUGGUUGGCUGACAAAGGGCGCUUCUCUUACGACGGUCUACAUCGUCAGCGCUUAGUCGUACCCAUGGUGCUCGAUUAA